AUGACCCUGUCUGGAGGCAGCGAAAGAGCCAGCGACAUGUCCGGCCAAACUGUGCUCACGGCGGAGGACGUGGACAUCGACGUGGUGGGCGAGGGAGACGAGGAGGGCAUGGAGAGGGGGGACAGCGACUGCGACAGUCCCGGGGUCGGCAUCCUGCACGACCUGCGAGGGGAACCGGGCGACGAGGAGGAGGUGGAUGAUGAGAUCGAGGUGGAAGAGAAGGAGGAGAUUGGGUCCGGCGGAGGGAGUCCGUGCUGCGAGAGCUCAGGAGAGGGAGAGGCGGGCACCGGGAAGGCAGAGGGUCAUGAGCAGAGCGGAGCGCCGGGAAGCGGGCUCCAGAAGCCCAAGAGCAGUCUGGUGAAGCCGCCUUAUUCCUACAUCGCCCUCAUCACCAUGGCCAUCCUGCAGAGCCCGCAGAAGAAGCUCACCCUCAGCGGGAUCUGUGAGUUCAUCAGCAACCGCUUCCCUUACUACCGAGAAAAGUUCCCCGCGUGGCAAAACUCCAUCCGACACAACUUGUCCCUCAAUGACUGCUUCGUGAAAAUCCCCCGGGAGCCUGGCAACCCCGGCAAGGGCAACUACUGGACCUUGGACCCGGCUUCCGAGGACAUGUUCGACAACGGCAGCUUCCUCAGGAGGAGAAAAAGGUUCAAGAGGGUUCAGCCGGACAUGCUGAGGGACCAGACCGCGCUCAUGAUGCAGAGUUUCGGCGCGUACAGCCUCGGGGGCCCAUACGGGAGACACUACGGGAUCCACCCGGCUGCGUACUCCCAUCCGGCAGCUUUGCAGUACCCGUACAUCCCCCCCGUGGGCCACAUGCUGCCCCCGGGCGUCCCUCUUCUCCCCUCGGCGGAGCUGAACAGAAAAGCGUUCAAUUCCCAGCUCAGCCCGAGUCUCCAGCUCCAGCUCAACAGUCUGAGCACGGCCUCUAUGAUCAAGUCGGAGCCUUCAAACAGACCCUCGUUCAGUAUAGAGAACAUCAUCGGGGUCUCCAGCGCGUCCUCGUCCUCGCCGGGCGCUGCUCAGGCGUUCCUGCGGCCUCCAGUGACGGUUCAGUCGGCCUUGCUGAGCGCGCAGUCCCUCUCUCUGACCCGGACCUCCGCCGCUAUCGCGCCAAUCCUCAGCGUGCCGUCAAAUAUCAUUUCUGGACAUGUUUUACCCUCAGCGACGGCGGCCGCGGUGUCCAAAUGGCCUUCACAAUGA
Molecule: messenger RNA, 1203 nt
Organism: Xyrichtys novacula (pearly razorfish)
Lineage: Eukaryota; Metazoa; Chordata; Actinopteri; Labriformes; Labridae
Source: the annotation of a GenBank genome assembly